Molecule: messenger RNA, 1563 nt
Organism: Echinostoma caproni
Lineage: Eukaryota; Metazoa; Platyhelminthes; Trematoda; Plagiorchiida; Echinostomatidae
Source: the annotation of a GenBank genome assembly
UGGCGACAAUUCGAAUCCAAUUUGGUUACGUCUGCCAAUCCACGCUCAACUCCAGUGAAGACUAUUCCUCUAACUGGCUUGUCUCACAGUCCCGCGACCCCACCUCCUGCUACACCAACAACCCCAUCUUGUCGAACGCCAACUCCUACAAAUCCUUGCGGUGUAGGAGGUGAUCGUUCGACUCCCACCGGUCCCGUAUUUUCCCAACCACCGGCAUCUCCGGUGACAUCUGAUCAUAGUGGGUCGUUACCUCGUCGCUUUCCGAAUGUGUCCCUAGAAAACUCUACUUGCAUCUCUGCGGAAAAUGUACACACACUCACGGGUUCCUCGGGAUACAGGAACAAACCACACGGGGGAGCCCGAGGUGGAUUCGGUGGCCCAUUAUCGAGACACGCUAAUUUCUCGGGUACGCGUCCAUUGCCUUCACAAGCGGGUGCUGCUACGACAUCGGCCUCUAUCAAUACUAUUCCGUCUACGGUGGUUGCCACGGGUGCGAAUAGCGGAGGUAGUAGUCCGACAACAAUUAUUACCGCAACCCCGGCGACCCUCUCAUCUCAUUUGGCCGAUCGGUUGACCACUUCGGACUCUAGUAGCAACAACAACAAUAAUAACAGUAAUAACAUCAAUGAUACCAAUAUUCAAACGGAGAACAGUAAUAGCGUCACAUCUUUUGGAACCAAGGGGUUGACGCUGGAUUCCCAGGCGUUGUCAGCGGCUAAUCGUGCUGAAUCACCAACAGUCUCCGCACACUUCAAACCUCCAGUUGUAGCCUCGUCUCUUCGCACGCGACCACAAACGGCAGAUUCCAGUUCUAGAAGGGGUCGCAACAGCAAAAUCUCGGAGAUCAGCGGAGCACAUAGACCCAUUGCGCUCCCAGCCCGAUCCACAGUGCAAGUUCCUGUAUCACUUGAUUCGGACACCCCUCAACCACGGACGAAUUUAAGGCCCGAGACGACUGGCAGCCCAAUGUCAACACGGUUGUCCAGGUUGAGCAGUGAAUAUUCGAAAGAAACGGAAAAAGUUGACGUAAAGGGCGACUGUUCUGCAUCUCAUACUGUACUCGCACCUGUGCUGGAUGAAUCCACUAGUCCGUCACCUGCCCCGUCUUCGAUCACCUCCCAUAACAGUACACGCGCGGAGCACGAUGAUCCUGUUCCGGUUGGUGUAGCCGUCGGUGCCGACGGCAGAGCUAACGAACCAUUGGAUACUAUAGACAAACCGGUGACCGUUGUAGCUAUGUCGGUCAAUGUGACCAGUGGUCCACCGAGUCCACCUCUACGUCCUUCUAAUGGAGCCGAUACUCCAACGGCAAACGGUGAACACUAUUGGACACCUGAUCCUCCAGCAUCUCCCUCCAGUGGUUCUGUUCCGGUCCCAUCUUCCCCGACUUCUUUGUCCAAUCCGAUCCCCGUUACUGUAGAUGUGUUACCAACCGGUUUCUCUGGUCGGUCAACGUCCAAAUCCAAUUCUGCACAAUCUCCCGUUCGUGACAGUGCUCUGGGGAACACAUGCGAGUCACAUCCAUCUCGAACGCGGUUGGAAAGCCUAAAUGAUGUGGAUUGA